UAAAUACUAGCUUAGACACGAGGAUUAAUUAUCAUUUUUAGUGUUAUAUCAACAUUAGCAAACGUUUAGCCACAAACGAGAUGAACUCAAUUUUGGUAACAGUUUUAUUUGCUUGCCUUGCUGGGAUCGUUUCCACUGAUGAAGCUUCUGAUCUUAAGCAAAAGUUCCAGCAAGUUCAUUUGAGUUGUGCAGCCAGAACGCUUUUCAAUCCGGUGGGAAUUAAAAAUUUGAUCGAUCUUGAUUUUGCUGCCGCCCAACGGAUACCAAACCAUGACUGCUUCGAGAAAUGUGUUUUCCAGAGUAUCGGUACCGUUACACCGACUGGGCUGGACAACAACAAAAUUUUGGCACUAGCAGCCAUAUUCCAACCGCAGACUGUACCGCAAACUCAAAUUCAACUAGUUAAAUGUGCCAGCUUGUACGAUCCCAAUAAUUUUGACUGUGCGGCAGCUUGGCGAUUGUAUCUUUGUCUGCAGAAUGGGGAAAGUGCUCUGAGUCAACCCAAGGCACCAACAUGUUUACUGGUUCGAGCUGCUUGGAAUUAGAAUUUUUUGUUUGAGAAUUUAGAGGCAAGAAGGGAGUUGGUCACUAGAAGGAUACUACGGAAUAAAGAUUCAUUUACUGA
Bradysia coprophila is the source of this 625-nucleotide messenger RNA. RefSeq lists its product as uncharacterized. Gene Ontology annotation, molecular function: odorant binding. NCBI's taxonomy places the organism in Eukaryota, Metazoa, Arthropoda, Insecta, Diptera, Sciaridae. The record is from RefSeq and is a predicted model, not a curated record.